CCUAAUAUAUAUAGUUAUAUCUAGUACUGCGUCUCUGUUUACUAUUAUACAGUUUUAGUUUUCAUUCGAGUUACGACCAUGGUUCAUCUCGCAUCCAUCAAGAAAGACGACGACUUCGAGCCUGUCGUCAACCGCGUCGAUUCCAUAAAGCUCGACACCAUUGAAGAGGAUGAUUACUCGGCCACCGUCUAUGGUACGCGUUUUGCAACCCAGCAGCUGCCUCACGCCGAGAUGCCAGAUCGUGAGAUGCCUCGCGAGGUGGCUUAUCGUAUGAUAAAGGAUGAGCUGAGCUUGGACGGUAACCCGAUGCUGAACUUGGCGAGUUUUGUCACUACUUACAUGGAAGAUGAGGCCGAGAAACUCAUGGCCGAAUCGUUCAGCAAGAACUUUAUCGACUAUGAAGAGUACCCUCAGUCCGCCGAGAUUCAGAACCGAUGCGUCAACAUGAUCGCCCGUUUAUUCAAUGCUCCCACGGACAGUGACACCGACCACCCAAUGGGCACCUCCACUGUCGGCUCGUCAGAGGCGAUCAUGCUGGGCACUCUGGCGAUGAAGAAACGGUGGCAGAACAAGCGCAAGGCAGAAGGGAAGGACUACUCGCGGCCCAAUAUCGUCAUGAACAGCGCUGUCCAGGUUUGCUGGGAGAAGGCAGCCCGCUAUUUCGAUGUUGAGGAGCGAUAUGUAUAUUGCACGGAGGAGCGCUACGUUAUUGAUCCUCAGCAGGCGGUGGACCUUGUUGACGAGAAUACCAUCGGUAUCUGCGCCAUUUUGGGCACAACAUACACCGGAGAAUACGAGGACGUCAAGGCGAUCAACGACCUUUUGGUCGAGCGCGGCCUGGACUGCCCAAUACACGUCGAUGCCGCUAGUGGUGGCUUCGUUGCCCCCUUCAUCCACCCAACCCUGCAAUGGGACUUCCGUCUGGAGAAGGUCGUCUCAAUCAACGUCUCCGGCCACAAGUACGGCCUGGUCUACCCCGGUGUUGGAUGGGUCGUCUGGCGAUCGCCUGAGUUCCUACCCAAGGAGCUCAUCUUCAACAUCAACUAUCUCGGCGCUGAGCAAGCCAGUUUCACGCUAAACUUCUCUAAGGGCGCUUCACAUGUCAUUGGCCAGUACUACCAGAUGAUUCGGCUGGGCAAGCGAGGAUACCGCUCGGUCAUGGUGAACAUCACCCGGAUCGCGGAUUAUCUAGCUGACCAGCUCGAACAGCUCGGCUUUAUCAUCAUGAGCCAGCGCCGCGGUCGGGGACUGCCUCUAGUUGCGUUUCGCCUCCCUGCGGACCGGGCGGACGAGACAUUCGAUGAAUUCGCGAUCGCGCACCAGCUGCGCGAGCGAGGAUGGAUUGUGCCGGCUUACACUAUGGCGCCACACAGUAACAACCUGAAAUUGAUGCGCGUCGUGGUACGUGAGGACUUUUCCAUGAGCCGGUGCGAUCAGCUCUUGAGCGAUAUUAAGCUGGCCCUAAAAAGCCUGCGUGAAAUGGAUCAGGCGAUGUUGGAAAGAUAUACGCAACACGUUCGCUCGCAUACAACCAAGUCGCAUCGGGCAAAGCACACGCAUCCACACUACAAGAAUGAAACGCACUCGCUGCAGGGCAGGACAGGCAAGACGCACGGGGUUUGUUAAACCUGUCAGGCGUAGAUCUCAUCGAACUAGGUGUUUAACGGUCGCAGCGCGUUGGAUAGCGGCCGGACGGGUUCUUUAUUGAUAUACUUAGCUCUAUCUUGUCCCGGUUCUUACUCGGCCUAUUAUUAGCACUGGCCCUCUCUUAGCCUCUACGCCGUCAUUUCCCCUCCUCAGCUCAGCUGCCCACUAUCACUACUA
Aspergillus nidulans FGSC A4 is the source of this 1824-nucleotide messenger RNA. Its product is annotated as glutamate decarboxylase. Bases 79 to 1626 code for a protein of 515 amino acids. Gene Ontology annotation, molecular function: glutamate decarboxylase activity; carbon-carbon lyase activity; pyridoxal phosphate binding. The record is from RefSeq and is a predicted model, not a curated record. NCBI's taxonomy places the organism in Eukaryota, Fungi, Ascomycota, Eurotiomycetes, Eurotiales, Aspergillaceae. Gene Ontology annotation, biological process: glutamate metabolic process. The transcript has 4 exons.